This is a messenger RNA of Sitodiplosis mosellana (orange wheat blossom midge), 5277 nucleotides long. It is a transcript of the gene PCB, whose product is annotated as pyruvate carboxylase, mitochondrial. The record is from RefSeq and is a predicted model, not a curated record. Gene Ontology annotation, cellular component: cytoplasm. Lineage: Eukaryota; Metazoa; Arthropoda; Insecta; Diptera; Cecidomyiidae. Bases 1285 to 4878 code for a protein of 1197 amino acids. Gene Ontology annotation, biological process: gluconeogenesis; pyruvate metabolic process. The transcript is spliced from 16 exons. Gene Ontology annotation, molecular function: pyruvate carboxylase activity; ATP binding; metal ion binding.
AGUUUCGGUUCAGUCGCCGUUCCGUUUAGUAGAGGAAGAGAGAGGUACGUGUUGUGUUCAAUUUAUUCAACAUUUACAGCAAAAGCAACAAAAAAAGCAAUCUUCUAUCGUGUUGUUUUGUGUGUGUCAAUCUUAAUUAAAAAUAGUUUUUACUUACAUCUGGUGGCGAUGUUCAAACACGUUGACUGACUGUCUCCAGUCGGUGCCCAAAUUUCGACGAAAUUGUGAUAUAUCGGAGAAAAGGAGAAAAAAAAAUCAAAAGUCAUUUAUUCUUAUUUAUUUUUUUCGUCGGUAGUUUGUGUGUACUAACUCAAUCUCGUUAGAAUAUUGGCAAAGUGUGUACUGACAGAAUUGACAACUUAGCCGGUGUGUGAGAAUCGAACGACACCGAGUAGGAUGAUAAUAGCAGUGUGUGUGUGUAUGUGUGUGCAAUUUGUUGUUAUAAAUGUCUCUCACUCUCGUUCGAUUGAUGUGUUAUCGUGUCAGAAAAACAUCACUUUCAAUGACCCAGAAAUAGAAACUUAAUCGAUUUGUGCCGGCCGUCUGAAACUCUUUCCACGCAAAUAAAAUAUUUUGAAUCCCUCUCACGAUUUUAAAAAUGAUGAAAGUGCCUUAGUUUAUCAGAAAAUGUGACACUAUCACUUGAAACAUCUACUUUCUUAUUCAAUGUGCAGUCUUCAAUCCGAAUGACUUAAAAAUACUUCUGUGUUCGUUCGUUGAUGCUUCUGUUCGCUGCAUUCACUCGUCGAAUCAAACAAAAUGAAAAAUUUAUUCAAAAUAUUCAUACAUACUCACGGUCAUAAAUUAUUCAACGAUUCUGCUUGAUCGUAGUGUGCAUUUUCAAACGGAAAGUGUGUGGUUUUGUUGAUGUGUGUAUGGUUUUUUUUUAUGAAAAAAUAAUAAGUGACAGAAAUGGUUGUCAUUGCUUGAAAGUUAGCGACUGCUGAGGACAUUAUACGGGCCAAUUAUGUAAUUUGAAAUACAUGAUUAUUAACUUAGAACAACAAUCGACAUCUCAAUCAACUAAAAUGUUAGAGUUACACAACAUCGUGCCGAGAUAAUGCUCCUGGAACCAUUAAGCGUUCCUUGAGUGAAACCUGUUGAAAAGAAUUUGGACUAGUUAAAUUAAGCAAUACAAAUUGCUGAUACAUUGAACUCGAGUUACUCUAAUAUAGAGAACAAUAAGCCAAUCCAGAAGUGUUAGCGAACAAGAAGAGGCAUCAGCAGAUAAAAGAGGAUUUUAAUUUAGCACAACGAAAGAAAGUUCAAUAAGGACAAUACAAAAUGGUUGUGUACGGGCAACAAUAUGGUUUGAAGGCCUUGCGCCAAGCACAUCUUCAUCGAUUCUGGUCAAUUGGAACAAAACCCUAUUCAACAAAACAAGUUCAAUACAAACCGAUUCGCUCGGUGCUCGUAGCCAACAGAGGUGAAAUCGCUAUUCGAGUGUUCCGAGCAUGUAACGAAUUGGGUAUCAAAUCGGUGGCCAUUUACUCCGAACAGGAUAAAAUGCAUAUGCACCGACAAAAAGCAGAUGAGUCUUAUUUGGUGGGCAAAGGACUGGCACCGGUUGAGGCUUAUCUCAGUAUUCCAGAGGUGAUUCGUGUGUGCAAAGAGAAUGAUGUAGAUGCCGUGCAUCCUGGUUAUGGUUUCCUUUCCGAACGUAGUGACUUUGCUCAAGCAGUGAUCGAUGCAGGACUUCGAUUCAUCGGACCAUCCCCAUAUGUGGUGCAGCAAAUGGGAGACAAAGUGGCCGCUAGAAAGGCAGCUAUUGACGCCGGUGUUCCAAUUGUUCCAGGAACUGAUGCGCCCGUAACUAGUGCCGAUGAAGCGCUAGUUUUUUGCAAAAAACAUGGAUUACCAGUGAUUUUCAAAGCCGCCUAUGGUGGUGGUGGCCGUGGUAUGCGUGUUGUGCGCAAAAUGGAAGAAGUCGAAGAGAUGUUCAAUCGUGCCAGUUCAGAGGCUAAAUCGGCUUUCGGCAACGGUGCCAUGUUUAUUGAAAAGUUUAUCGAGCGUCCUCGUCACAUUGAAGUGCAAUUACUGGGAGAUAAAGCCGGAAAUGUGGUUCAUUUGUAUGAACGUGAUUGUUCCGUACAACGUCGUCACCAGAAAGUGGUUGAAAUUGCACCAGCACCACGAUUGCCAGUCGAUGUACGUGAUCGUAUGACUGAGUGUGCCGUUAAAUUGGCUCAACAUGUUGGAUAUGAAAAUGCUGGUACCGUUGAAUUCUUGUGCGACGACAAAGGCAAUUUCUACUUCAUUGAAGUGAACGCUCGUCUUCAAGUCGAGCACACAGUAACUGAAGAAAUUACCGGCAUCGAUUUGGUGCAAUCACAAAUUCGCAUUGCUGAAGGUAUUACACUCCCAGAAUUGGGAUACACACAAGAUAAAAUCAAAGUGGACGGAUAUGCAAUUCAAUGCCGUGUCACAACCGAAGACCCGGCCAACGAUUUCCAACCAAACACCGGUCGUCUUGAAGUGUUCCGUUCGGGUGAGGGUAUGGGUAUUCGUUUGGACAGUGCUGCUUCUUAUGCUGGUGCCAUCAUCAGUCCAUACUACGAUUCACUUUUGGUCAAAGUAAUUUCACAUGCACACGAUUUGCAAGCCUCCUCGGCCAAAAUGACUCGAGCACUUCGUGAGUUCCGUAUUCGCGGUGUCAAGACAAACAUUCCAUUUUUGCUUAACGUCUUGGAGAAUCAAAAAUUCUUGAGCGGCGUCCUCGACACUUACUUCAUCGAUGAACAUCCGCAGCUAUUCAAAUUCCAAGCAUCACAGAACAGAGCACAAAAAUUACUCAACUAUUUGGGAGAAGUUCUCGUCAAUGGACCCCAAACACCAUUAGCAACAACAUUGAAACCAUCCGAAGUUGUACCACAUGUCCCAGAGGUCCCAUUGGAUUUGUCGCCGGAGGCAAUUGAUAAAGAGAAAAGAGGCAUAAAAAAAGUGACCGAGCCACCGAAAGGAUUGCGUGAUAUUUUGGUUAAAGAUGGUCCUAAAGCUUUCGCAAAAGCUGUUCGUGAUCGCAAGGAGUUGUUGUUGAUGGACACAACAUUCCGUGAUGCUCAUCAAUCGUUGUUGGCUACUCGUGUUCGUACCCAUGAUCUCCUAAAAAUUUCACCAUUCGUUGCACACAAAUUCAACAAUUUGUAUUCAUUGGAAAACUGGGGUGGAGCUACGUUUGAUGUUUCGCUACGUUUUCUACAUGAGUGUCCAUGGGAACGAUUGGCUGAAAUGAGAAGUCGUAUUCCAAACAUUCCCUUCCAAAUGUUGUUGCGUGGUGCCAAUGCUGUCGGCUAUACAAAUUAUCCAGACAAUGUUGUGUAUAAAUUCUGUGAUCUAUCAGUACAAGCUGGUAUGGACAUUUUCCGUGUAUUUGAUUCAUUGAACUACUUGCCAAAUUUGAUUUUGGGCAUGGAAGCCGCCGACAAAGCAGGUGGUGUUGUUGAAGCUGCAAUCUCAUACACCGGAGAUGUUAGCAAUCCAAAUAAAACGAAGUACAACUUGAAAUACUACACUGACUUGGCCGAUGAGCUGGUCAAGGCUGGGACACAUGUGCUUUGUAUCAAAGAUAUGGCGGGUUUAUUAAAACCACGUGCCGCUAAAUUGUUGGUUGAAGCAAUCCGUGCUAAACACCCAAGUGUACCAAUCCAUAUACACACACACGACACAUCAGGUGCUGGUGUAGCAAGUAUGUUGGCCUGUGCUGAAGCAGGCGCUGAUGUUGUGGAUGUGGCCGUAGACAGUAUGAGUGGAAUGACCUCGCAGCCAAGUAUGGGAGCAAUUAUUGCUUCACUUCAAGGCUCACCACUCGAUACCAAAUACGAUUUGAACGACAUUUCGGAAUAUUCAGCAUACUGGGAACAAACUCGUACAUUGUACGGACCAUUCGAAUGUGCAACCACAAUGAAAUCUGGAAAUGCUGAUGUUUACAUGAACGAAAUCCCAGGCGGUCAAUACACCAAUCUUCAAUUCCAAGCUUACUCACUUGGUUUGGGCGAUUUCUUCGAAGAUGUAAAGAAAGCAUAUGCUGAAGCAAAUCAAUUGCUCGGCGAUAUCAUCAAAGUCACACCAUCAUCAAAAGUGGUUGGUGAUUUGGCUCAGUUCAUGGUUCAAAACAAAUUGAAAUCGAAGGAUGUUGUUGACAAAGCCGAAGAAUUGUCUUUCCCGAAAUCGGUGGUUGAAUUCUUGCAAGGUGCCAUUGGUAUUCCACAUGGUGGAUUCCCCGAACCACUUCGUUCACGCAUUCUUAAAGAUAUGCCACGUAUCGAAGGUCGUCCAGGUGCUUCAUUGUCACCACUUGACUUCAAAAAAUUGACCGAAGAAAUCAAAGAAACUUGGCCCAAGGCAACCGAACACGAUGUUAUGUCAGCUGCACUUUAUCCACAAGUCACCAAGGAUUAUUUAAACUUCCGCGACAAAUACGGACCAGUUGACAAGCUUAACACCCGCAUUUUCUUGACCGGACCUAAAGUUGGCGAAGAAUUCGAAGUGACAAUUGAAAAAGGAAAAACUCUUGGAAUCAAAGCACUCGCUUUGGCAGAUGAUCUUACAGCCAACGGUGAAAAAGAAGUCUUCUUUGAACUCAACGGUCAAUUACGAUCGGUAUUCAUCCAAGACAAAGAUGCAUCAAAAGAACUUCACAUUCAUCCAAAAGCCGUUAAAGGAAACAAGAAUGAAGUCGGUGCACCAAUGCCAGGAACAGUCAUCGAUGUCCGUGUCAAAGAAGGUGAUCAUGUGGAGAAAGGUCAACCACUUGUCGUUUUGUCAGCUAUGAAAAUGGAAAUGGUUGUUCAAGCGCCCAUUGCUGGUACUAUUAAGAAAUUGGAAAUUAGCAAUGGUAUGAAACUGGAAGGCGAUGAUUUGAUAGUGACAAUUGAAUAAAUGUUAUCAUCAAUUUGUCUUACAACCGAAAUAUGUUGAUUUGUGUAAAUAACCAUUUGUUUAGAGAAUGAAAGCAUUUUAUCGAUAUAAUUGUUUUCCCUAAAAAAACAUUUAUAUUAUCAUUAUAAGGAUUGAUAGCGCCUGGGCUGAACUCCUUCUCUAUUUACUUUUUAAUUCAAAAAUUGUUCUGUCAUACAUUCGAUAUGCAUCACCCAAUGCCAACACGAAAAUGUUAACAAUUUUAAUUUUGUUUCAAAAAGAUACCCUUCAUGUGUUGGAUGAACAAAGCUCGAAAUUUUGAAUAGGUUUUAAAUGAUUUUUUUUAUUUAUGUUAAAAAAAUUUUAUUAUGCGUUUAGAAUCGUAAGUUUUCCAAUAAAAAAAAAUACUUUUCAAUUAAA